This is a messenger RNA of Eucalyptus grandis, 1076 nucleotides long. Its product is annotated as F-box protein SKIP31. The transcript has 6 exons. The coding region runs from base 595 to 1014 and encodes 139 amino acids. The record is from RefSeq and is a predicted model, not a curated record. Lineage: Eukaryota; Viridiplantae; Streptophyta; Magnoliopsida; Myrtales; Myrtaceae.
AGAUGAAAGGACAAGGCAUUUAUGCCUUUGUCAUUCUGGUGGAAGGUGAACCUUACAGCGAAGAACUGAAAAGAGGCCUCAUACUCACCGUGAGGAAACAGAUAGGAGCAUUUGCUCUGGGAUCAACGGUUGAGGAAGGGGAUACUCUGGGAUUGGCAGCAAUUUUGUCAGCUAUACCUUUCUGUCAAGGAAAAUUCUUUUGUACAGAUAUGAAGUUGUCAGAAGCAUCCACAUCUUACUAGAAGCUGGUGCAUGGAGGCCUUUUCAAUCUCUCUCACCAAAAUUCUUUGACUUAGCCUGUCUUGGUCCAUCUCUUUAGGUUUUGCAUAAUGCGAGUUUGUACAAAAUCCCUUGUCUUGAGCUCAUAGAUAUCCCUGAGGAAUGUAUUAUUUGCUCCUGGAUCGAGAUGAAUCGGCUGUUAAAUUCUGGAGUUUGUAGAAGUUUUUCAGUCUCAAGCUUACAUGGCAAGCUGUAGCUCGAGGCUUUUGUCCCCAGUACUUAAGAACAGUCCUGACACUCAGAAAUAUGAUAAAGAACAGAAUUCAGUAGCCUUGGAGGUCUCAAAGACUACGCCAGGAACAAUGUAGUAUCCAAAUGCAAGCUGCAAAGAGAAGCCAGGCACCUCUUCCUUCACAGGUGAAUGAUGAUUGGAUAAUUCUUGACAAGACCGUUGCUGAUCAAGUGUCUUUGUGGAAAAGCAGCAAAGGGUUCACUGAUGCAUUGGUUCUGGACCAUGUUUGUUCAGGAGAAACGUGUUCUUAUCAUCAAAUUGGUGAUGUCUUUGUUUGUGAGAAGACUGGAAAUGUUCAGGUCUGUGAUGAGACGUGCAGAGAAACUGUUAUGGAUCCUGCCAAUGAGCUCUUGGUUUGCAAAAUAUCUGGACACUGUUUAAAUAGGUUGCUGUCAGCUGCUGAAAUGGAGACUGAUGCCGAGCAGCAGCAAGGUGGUGUGACAGAUGAAGCUGAACCAUUCAUGGGACCUGGUCGAUUUGCACGAGCUUAUGUCUUGGGAUAAAGAGAAUUAGAUGCUGUGUUGAGGUUCUGCUGAGUUUUGGGGAUGGAACGUAUAUGCCUUGA